AUGAAUAACUUCAUCAACGGUAUGGAACGUAGAUAUGGUUUUGAUCUUAAUGGCGAUGGUUAUAUCGGAGGAGAAGGAUUUAUGGGCAGAAUGGAAAGAUGGACUGGCAUAGAUAUUAAUCGAGAUGGUAUACUAGGACAACCGUAUGAUGUGCAUCCUACCUUUGUAACAGGGUAUGGAUAUGGCCAAACUAAUACGUAUUAUCCUCGUACUACUAUGUAG
Molecule: messenger RNA, 222 nt
Organism: Adineta ricciae
Lineage: Eukaryota; Metazoa; Rotifera; Eurotatoria; Adinetida; Adinetidae
Source: the annotation of a GenBank genome assembly